AUGAAAUCGUACGGUACCGGUCCCGACACAAUAAGACCAGAACACCUGAAGAGCCUUCCGCCAGUACUCAUCAACACCCUGGCGAGGCUCUUUACACGUUACCUGUUGGAAUGCAAGGUUCCUAAACAGUGGAAGACCAGCAAGACCGUGUUGUUGUAUAAAAAGGGAGAUCCACAUGACAUCGGCAACUAUCGCCCAAUCUGCUUGCUGUCCGUCUUCUACAAGCUCUUUACAAGAGUGAUCCUUAAUAGAAUUGAAAAAGUCUUGGAUGGUGGACAGCCAUGCGAGCAAGCAGGGUUUCGAAAAGGAUUCAGCACGAUUGAACACAUUCACACUGUUUCGAAACUCAUCGAGAUAUCACGAGAGUACAAGAUGCCGCUCUGUCUCACCUUCAUCGACUUGAAAAAGGCCUUCGACGCAGUUGAGAUGGAAGCGGUCGUGGAAGCCUUGGACAACCAAGGCGUCUCUACUCAGUACAUAAAGGUACUUCGAGAGUUGCACAGUAACUUUACGACCGGAAUUUCGCCAUUCUACAAGAACAUCAUCAUUGACGUGAAGAGGGAGGUCCGACAGGGUGUUACAAUUUCACCCAAAAUAUUCACAGCCACCUUCGAGAACGCAAUUCGAAAGUUGGAAUGGAACGACAUGGGAGUGAAGGUUGAUGGUCGGCAGCUACACCAUUUGCGCUUUGCUGAUGACAUCGUACUGAUAACACCUAGCGUCAGCCAAGCGGAACGAAUGCUGACCGAAUUCGACGAAACAUGUGGAUGCAUCGGUCUUCAGCUGAAUCUACAAAAGACGAUGUUCAUGCGGAACGGAUGGGUGUCGGAUGCCCCAUUCACGCUCAAUGGAACGAACAUAUCCGAUCGAACAUAUCCGAAUGCAUCAGCUACGUUUAUCUGGGUCAGGAACUGA
Messenger RNA from Necator americanus (New World hookworm), 915 nucleotides. RefSeq lists its product as uncharacterized. The coding region runs from base 1 to 915 and encodes 304 amino acids. Lineage: Eukaryota; Metazoa; Nematoda; Chromadorea; Rhabditida; Ancylostomatidae. The transcript has a single exon. The record is from RefSeq and is a predicted model, not a curated record.